UGGGAAUGGUUGUAACAAUUUCACCCAAUUUAAGUUUGUACAAGAUGGUUGUUUUACCAGCAGCGUCCAAACCAACCAUCAGAAUUCGCAUCUCCUUCUUGCCAAAAAGGCCCUGAAGGAGUUUAGAGAUUGA
Racocetra fulgida is the source of this 133-nucleotide messenger RNA. The record is from the annotation of a GenBank genome assembly. NCBI's taxonomy places the organism in Eukaryota, Fungi, Glomeromycota, Glomeromycetes, Diversisporales, Gigasporaceae.